UGCAAAUCCAAACGUUUGGCAAUCAAACAGUAUCUAAAAUUGAAACAUUCAAUGCGGAGAACUGAAGACAUAGUUAUGGCUCUGAGUUACUUAUCCGAAGGCGAUGCGCCCCGGGAUUUUCGCGUAUCCUCAACGGAGAGUCACGGACAUUACACUAAGUGCCUCCUUUGUUACACGGUUAAAAGAAAUUUCUACUGUGCAGAAUGCAUUAAUACAGGAAACUUCGUCCACUCGUCUAUGCCUCAUGCAGACAGAUUUUCAGAGAAACAAGGAAAAUUACUCAGACUGAAAGUAAACAGAAAACAUGUGUUGGACAGAUGCGAGAAAUUGUUAUCAAAUAAAAUACAUAAAGACACUCUACUCACAGAAGCAAAGUUGGCCAAAGACAAACUGAAUCUGUUAAAAUUAGCCAUAGAGCAGAGGAAGAACAAUAUAGAGGAGAAAAGGAAAGUACUAACUGAAUUGAAACAGUGCAACAAUGAACUGAGUCUGAAAUUACCGAGGUAUCAAAAAAGAGUAGCGAGUUUAGAGAGUCAUGCUCAGCAACAACAAAUUGUACUUCACAAUAAAGUCAGUCUGUACAAUGAACAAGCGGAAUCUUUGGCCGCGCUGCGCCGGUCGAGGAUACGACAGCUCAAUAAGUACAUAUUUCCAGUAUAUCUGAGCUAUGAUAUGAGUGAUAGUAUAGAAGAUAUGGAGUUUGUGGGUGAGGAUGCUGAAGAGGUGGAUCCAAAAAGGUCACAGCUCCACAUUGGAGCGCCGUGGAUCAAUACAGAUGGUGAUUUCACCGCAAUUCAGUCUUGGGUGUCGCAGCACAAGGAGGCGCCGGCGCUGCACGCGGCGCACCGCGCCACCGCCGCGCUGUCGCUGGCCGCGCAGCUCGCCGCGCUGCUCGCCUGGACGCUCGACGCGCGCCUCCCGCAGCCCAUCGUGCUCAGCGAAUACUGUAACUGGCGCGUGUACGGUGGAGGCGCUCGCUGGCGCACGAGGAGACUUCGUGCGGCGUGCGGCGCGCUGUGCACGCGCGCAGCCAUCGCGCCCUCCGCCGCGCUGGAGCCGGCGCGCGCGCUCGCCGCGCUGCACGCGCUCGCCGUCGCCGCCGCCGCGGACCACGCGCAGCUCGGCAGGGUGGAGACGUGGGCGAGCGAGGAGGUGUUGUCUGCGGGCGAGGCGUGGGCGGGCGCGUGGGCGGCGCCCGACGACGGCGACGACUGCGACCCGCCCGAGCACCUGCACUGGCCCGAGCCCGCUGAGAUGGAGGAGUUGAGCAGCACGCCGCCAGCACCGGCGCCAUCGCUGGUGACGUCAGCCGCCGCCUCACUGGCGUCCAUGUGGCGCGGCUGGACCAAGUGACGCUCGCUGACCUCUCGUGACGUCGGCGGCCACGUGGCGCGGCUGGACCAAGUGACGCUCGCUGACCUCUCGUGACGUCGGCGGCCACGUGGCGCGGCUGGACCAAGUGACGCUCGCUGACCUCUCGUGACGUCGGCGGCCACGUGGCGCGGCUGGACCAAGUGACGCUCGCUGACCUCUCGUGACGUCGGCGGCCACGUGGCGCGGCUGGACCAAGUGACGCUCGCUGACCUCUCGUGACGUCGGCGGCCACGUGGCG
This is a messenger RNA of Achroia grisella, 1612 nucleotides long. It is a transcript of the gene Atg14, whose product is annotated as beclin 1-associated autophagy-related key regulator. The transcript is spliced from 7 exons. Gene Ontology annotation, biological process: cellular response to starvation; mitophagy; autophagosome assembly. The coding region runs from base 52 to 1353 and encodes 433 amino acids. The record is from RefSeq and is a predicted model, not a curated record. NCBI's taxonomy places the organism in Eukaryota, Metazoa, Arthropoda, Insecta, Lepidoptera, Pyralidae. Gene Ontology annotation, cellular component: mitochondria-associated endoplasmic reticulum membrane contact site; extrinsic component of phagophore assembly site membrane; phosphatidylinositol 3-kinase complex, class III.